Molecule: messenger RNA, 2092 nt
Organism: Rhincodon typus (whale shark)
Lineage: Eukaryota; Metazoa; Chordata; Chondrichthyes; Orectolobiformes; Rhincodontidae
Product: keratin, type I cytoskeletal 18-like
Exons: 8
Coding region: 91-1353 (420 amino acids)
Molecular function (GO): structural molecule activity
Source: RefSeq, a predicted model, not a curated record
CUGAGACAGAGAGACAGAGGGAGAGGGAGGGGAGUGAAGCACUGUUCAGAUACCCCCACGCACACAGUUUGUUGCUGCCCCUGGAUCGAGAUGAACUACAACAAGACGCCGUUCUCCCGUACAGCCAGCUCCAGCAGCAUGGUGAUCGGGUUAACCCCCAGGAGAGCCAGCAAUGCCCGCAGCCUGCAGGGUGAUGCGAGCAGGAGCGUGAGAGUAGCUUCUUACAGCCCGGGCAGUAUAACCAACCUGAGCAGGAUUGCAGUCCCCAACACCUUCAACCAGCAGGAUGAGCUGCAGGGACUGAAUAAGCGACUGGCUAUUUACCUGAACAAGGUGAAGAGCUUGGAAAGUACGAACAAGGAGUUGCAGGGCAAGAUCCAUGCUCACCUGGCUCAGAAAGGUAACCUGGCUCGGGACUGGAGCUCUUACGAGAAGCCAGUGGUGGAUAUCUGCAAACAGGUUCAGGAAACAAACAUGGACAACGCUGGUCUGACUCUGCAGCUGGACAACUGCGAACUGGCCUCUGACGAUUUCAAAGUGAAGUGGCAAUCAGAGUUGGACCUGCGGCAAUCAGUGGAACAGGACCUUAACGGGCUGCGGAAAAUCCUUGAUGACACCAAUGUGGGCCGCAUGCAGCUGGAGUCCCAGAUUGAGGCCUUGAAUGAGGAGCUGAGUUAUCUCCGGAAGAACCACCAGGAGGAAGUGGAUGAGCUCAAAAAGCAAAUUGCAAAUUCCAGUGUCUCAGUGGAAGUUGAAAAUUCCGACGACGAGGAUCUUGGGAAAAUUAUGUGCAGCAUCCGUGAGGAAUAUCAGGCCCUGGCUGAUCAGAACAGAAAGGAUGCAGAGGAAUGUUACAGAAAGAAGUUUGAUGCUGCUUCUCUUGAAGCUUCAAAGAAUAACGAAGCUCUUCAAGCAACAAAGAAUGAGCUGACCAAUAUCCGGCGCCAGAUCAAAAACCUGGAGGUUGAGCAACGCUCCUUGAUGGCCAUGAUCAGUUCCCUUGAAGACACUUUGGAGGACACUGAUCAGCGAUUGGCUGCAGAGCUACAAGCCCUGAACCAGACCAUCCAGCACCUGGAGGAGCAGCUCGCUGAUAGCCACAGCAGACUGAAAGCUCAGAAUUUGGAGUACCAGAACCUCCUCAACACCAAGAUGAGACUGCAAGCUGAGAUUGACACCUAUCGUCGUCUGCUGGAAGUUGAAGGACAUAGUCAAACAGAUCAUUUCAGAAGUUUUCCUGAUUCAAGCACUGGAGACAAGAAAACCACUAAGAAAGUCAUCAUCAUUUCCCAGAAGGUCAUAAAUGGGAAAGUCGUUUCGGAGAAACAGGAAUCCAAAGAAAUUCUGCAGUAAAAAUCUUCUUCAUGCAGAGAAAGUUUCCGAAAAGCAUUCCGGCCUGUUUCCAGCAAAUAAUGCAGGGUAAAGGGAAUGUCUGGUGAUUCUGGGAUGUUAUUCUGAUCAUCUUGUUUUUGUCAAGUGAUCUGCUGGCUGAUGGGUUGAGGACUGUUGAUUGGCUACAUUUACAUGUCCCAUACUGUAUCUUGUGUGAAAGGGGCAACGUGUUCAGGUAGAAAAAAACAAUAUCUGGCUCUAUCAAAGGCACAGGAAUGUGUCUGUCAUGUAGGUUCACUCAGCACUAUUAUGGCAGUUGUCUGAUGAAUAAACAGUUGGAUUGAGUUAACAUUUGGUGAAGUUGCAUGUUUUCCUGCAUGACUGAAGACUGCCAAUUUUUGCUUGAACACUGCAUAUUCCUGUAUAUUUACAAUUACUCCAAUGUUUUCACUGUACACUAUCUUUAAAGUGUACUCCUAUUAAGUAUAUUCAUCAUGUACUCCAAUGUAUUCACUUGUAUCACUAUGCUUUCCUUGUAUGUUUCUGCUUUCAAACUCAAAUUGAUGAGGAGCCAACAUGUACCUUCCUAUAUACUCUGCAUAUACUCCCAUAGUAUCCAUGGAAGUUUAAACUAUUACUUCUGACUGAAAUAACAAUUCCCAAAUCAUAGCAACAUCUGGACCAUAAUGAUGGGAUCUGAUCUGAUUGUAUCUGUUUUCUAUUUUUCUGCUCUAAUAAAAAGAUUUCAGUUUAUAAUGUA